ACUAAAGAAAGUAGCUUCAACUACCUUAGUAGAUCGAGGCGGGAUUUUGUGUUGGUGAGCGUGAUUGGUUGUCCAAGAUGAAGUUUAACAAGUUCGUCAGUAGUUCGCGUCGUAAAGCCCGUAAACGUUACUUCAAUGCUCCUUCUCAUAUUCGUCGACGGCUGAUGAGCGCUCCUCUGUCAAAGGAGCUCCGAUCGAAGUACAAAGUUCGGAGUAUGCCCAUCCGCAAAGGUGAUGAAGUGCAGAUUGUACGAGGUGAACGAAAGGAUUGCAAUCCUGCUAAGGUUAUUCGUGUGUACCGAAAGAAAUAUGUUAUCCAUAUUGAAAGGCUACAAUGUCGUAAAACGAACGGAGCAUAUGCACCCAUUGGAAUUCACCCAUCUAAUGUUGUGAUACACAAAUUAAAACUAGAUAAAGAUCGUCGUUCACUGCUGGAACGUAAAGCUGCCGGAAAACUUGCUGGACAAGACAAGAACAAAUAUACAGAGGAAACUAUUGAGUCAUAAUUUGUAUUACACGUUUUGUGUUAAGUUUGUGGAUGUAAUCGAAGCAUGUGCCCUUUAAGACGUGACCUGUAAUCUUUUGGAUGAUCUCCACAACUGCGUUAAGUUCUGUCUAACUGUUCAACAUGUUGCUGUUAUGAUUACUAAAAUCUAGUCUAAGUGGUUUUGUAGAGCUUCCUAGUUAGCUCUAUUCAUUAUUGAAACUUGGUUACAGAGCUCCUCGGUAACUAGCUUCAACUUAAUCAUAGCUCUCAGUAAUCUGACAGGAAAGGACUAACUAACUAGAUCUUAUGUGCCAAAUGUGAAAGUUUUCCACAACUACAUCCAUACAUCUGACUGAAAGGGCAGACGUAUUUCAAAUGAUAUUUGUGGGUGAUAAUCAAUAUUUGUAGAGUUUGUAAAAUUUUGUCUACAAUUUACCUAAAAC
This is a messenger RNA of Schistosoma turkestanicum, 930 nucleotides long. The record is from the annotation of a GenBank genome assembly. NCBI's taxonomy places the organism in Eukaryota, Metazoa, Platyhelminthes, Trematoda, Strigeidida, Schistosomatidae.